UCCGAGCCGCCUCCCCCAAUCCUCUUAUUCCCGCUCUCGCCUUAUCCCCUUCCGCUCCCCUCCUCUCCUCCCAUGGCUCUCCUCUCCUUCUCCUUCUCUCUCCGCGCCAUUACUUCCCACGGAGGAGCUUGUGCCGCCCUCUUCCGCGGCUGGAGGCCAAAUCCUAGCCGUCGGCGCAAGCCCCCCCUCCGCCGCGCCUCGCUCCCAUCCUCCAAGAAUGGAGUCUCCGCUGCCAUCACCUCCGCGGUUCCCCAUCCUCAGUCCUAUGUUUCUGAGUCCGGCAGCAAGGCCUCUGUCCUCACGUUCCAGCAGGCCAUUCAGCGACUCCAGGAAUACUGGGCUUCUGUGGGAUGUGCUGUAAUGCAGUGUAGCAAUACAGAGGUUGGAGCUGGGACUAUGAAUCCUCUGACAUUCUUAAGGGUAUUAGGUCCAGAACCAUGGAAUGUUGCGUAUGUGGAACCUAGCAUACGACCUGAUGACAGCCGUUACGGGGACAACCCUAAUAGACUCCAACGCCAUUCCCAAUUUCAGGUCAUUUUAAAGCCUGAUCGUGGAAAUUCGCAAGAUCUAUUCAUCUGUAGCCUUUCUGCAUUGGGAAUUGAUGUUUAUGAACAUGACAUCCGUUUCGUGGAGGACAAUUGGGAAAGUCCGGUUCUUGGAGCUUGGGGAUUGGGCUGGGAAGUAUGGAUGGAUGGGAUGGAAAUUACGCAGUUCACAUACUUUCAGCAGGCUGGGAGUCUUCAACUGAUGCCUAUUUCUGUGGAAAUUACUUAUGGUCUUGAACGGAUCCUCAUGUUACUUCAGGGGGUGGAUCAUUUCAAGAAAAUUCUGUACACCGAUGGAAUUACAUAUGGAGAGCUAUUUUUGGAGAAUGAGAAGGAGAUGAGUGCAUAUUAUUUGGAGCAUGCAAAUGUUAAUAAUAUCCAAAAGCACUUUGAAGAUUUUGAGGAAGAAGCUCACUCCUUGCUGUCACUUGGACUUCCAAUUCCUGCGUACGAUCAGCUUCUGAAGGCUUCUCAUGCUUUUAAUAUUUUAGAUUCCAGAGGCUUUAUUGGUGUGACCGAACGUGCUAGGUAUUUUGGUCGUAUGCGCAGUCUUGCUCGCCAAUGUGCUCAACUCUGGGUGAAGACGCGCGAGAAUCUUGGACAUCCCUUGGGCUUCUCUUCUGAAGGCAAUCAUCUCAUUUAUCAGAAAGUUCUCGAGACAGACUUGAGAAAGGUGACAAUGGAACCUAGAACAUUUGUUAUUGAGAUUGGAACAGAAGAGAUGCCACCUCAUGAUGUCAUUGAAGCAAGUGAGCAGCUUAGAAAUUUAGUAAUGCAGUCCCUGAAAAAUCAAAGAUUAAACCAUGGGCAAGUGUUAGCAUAUGGCACACCGCGUCGACUAGUGAUUUGCGUCGAGAAUCUCAGUUCUAAGCAAGCAGAGAAUGAGGUUGAAAUACGGGGUCCUCCUGCAGCGAAAGCAUUUGACCAAGAAGGAAAUCCUACUAAGGCUGCUGAAGGUUUCUGCCACAAGAACUGUGUAUCUAUUGACAGUCUAUACAACAAAGUUGAAGGUAAGACGGAAUAUGUUUAUGUUCGAGUGAAGAAAUCUGCACGAUCUGCUCUACAGGUGUUAGCUGAAGAUCUUCCGAGCAUUAUAACUAAAAUUUCAUUUCCAAAGUCAAUGCGCUGGAACUCCCAGGUCGUGUUUAGUCGACCAAUUCGCUGGAUAUUGGCUCUGUAUGGAGACGUAGUUGUGCCAUUUACGUUUGCUGGAGUUUCAAGCGGGAAGCAAUCUUGUGGCCUCCGCAAUUCACCAUCAGCAAUACUCGAGGUAGAAACUGCUGAGUCUUACCUGGAUAAAAUGAAAAAUGGUGGAAUUCUGAUUGACAUCAAGGAGCGCAAAGAAAAAAUUUUACAUGACUCUACUUCAUUGGCUACAAGUGUUGGUGGUCAUCUUAUUAUGCAGGACAAUUUACUUGAGGAGGUUGUAAAUCUUGUUGAGGCACCUGUUCCAAUACUUGGUGGUUUUGAUGAAUCCUUCUUAGAGCUUCCCAAAGAUAUAUUAAUUACGGUUAUGCAAAAACACCAGAAAUAUUUUCCCUUAACAAACAUAUCCACCGGAAGGCUGCUGCCAUUCUUUGUCACCGUUGCAAAUGGCGUAAUUAGCGAAGCAGCAGUCCAGAAGGGGAAUGAAGCUGUACUGAGGGCCCGAUAUGAAGAUGCAAAAUUUUUCUAUAAAAUGGACACCCAAAAGAAAUUUUCUGAAUUUAGAGUCCAUCUUAACGGGAUUCUCUUUCAUGAAAAGCUUGGAACAAUGCUGGAUAAGAUGUCUCGUGUCCAACAGAUUGUUGGUAAAUUAUCCCUUGCUCUUGGCAUUGAUGAAAGUAAUCUCCCAGUCAUUGAAGAUGCUGCAGCUUUGGCCAUGUCAGAUCUUGCUACAUCUAUUGUCACAGAGUUUACUUCCCUAUCUGGAAUAAUGGCACGCCACUAUGCUUUAAGGGAUGGUUAUUCAGAGCAGAUUGCAGAUGCCCUAUUUGAGAUCACACUCCCAAGGUUUUCUGGAGAUGUUCUUCCAAAAUCUGAUGCUGGAAUAGUUUUGGCCAUAGCUGAUCGGCUGGAUAGUCUUGUCGGUUUAUUUGGUGCAGGCUGUCAACCAAGUUCCACAAAUGAUCCUUUUGGUCUGAGAAGAAUCUCCUAUGGCCUUGUCCAGAUACUAGUGGAAAAUAAAAAGAACUUGGACCUAAGAAAUGCUUUGAGUCUAGUGGCAGAUGUGCAACCUAUAAAGAUUGAUACCAAUAUUACAAAUGAUGCACUACAAUUUGUCACACGGAGAUUAGAACAACUUUUGGUGGAUAAGGGCAUAAGUGCUGAAAUAGUCCGUUCGAUACUUUCAGAACGUGCAAAUUGGCCUUGUCUGGCAGCACAAUCGGCAGUGGAAGUAUGGGGACCAGUACCGAGACGGCGGACCUUGAUAUCAGCUCACUAUCAUAUAUUCUCGAUGCAGAUGGAAGCCUUGUCUAGAGGUGAUAUUUUUCCAAAAGUAAUUGAAGCAUAUUCACGGCCAACAAGAAUUAUUCGUGGGAAGGACAUCAAUGCUGAUUUGGAGGUAAGUGAGGCUGCAUUUGAGAAAAACGAAGAACGAGCAUUAUGGAGUGCUUACUUGGCAGUAGCAGCUAAAAUCCAUCCUGGUGUUGAUAUUGACAGUUUUGUAAUGGCAUCUUUACUGUUGCUACAACCACUUGAAGAUUUCUUUGACAAUGUUUAUGUAAUGGUGGAGGACCAAAAGAUCAGGAACAAUAGGCUUGCGCUUCUUAAGAAAAUUGCAGAUCUGCCCAAAGGGAUUGCAGACCUCUCAAUUUUACCAGGGUUUUAGAAGCCCGGGCAUCUUUCAUGUUAUGGGUGCAAGGCACAUCAAACGAGAGAUUUCCAAUCACAAUAUUUUAUUGCUGCAUAAUAGAAGCUUCCAUUGGAGGAGGGUUUCUUUUUCUUUUUCUUUUUCUUUUUUUCUUUCUCCUUCAACAGAACCUUCUAGAGAUUUUGAAAUUUUUAAGCCUCCCCUCCUGAGUGUUGUAUUCCUUUCAAUUUUAUAUAAAUUGAUUAUUCUUGAAUCAUUAAAUUAGUAAUUUAAAUGCAGCUGAUUAUCAUCUUUUA
This is a messenger RNA of Phoenix dactylifera (date palm), 3635 nucleotides long. NCBI's taxonomy places the organism in Eukaryota, Viridiplantae, Streptophyta, Magnoliopsida, Arecales, Arecaceae. The record is from RefSeq and is a predicted model, not a curated record.